Messenger RNA from Cuscuta epithymum, 2844 nucleotides. Lineage: Eukaryota; Viridiplantae; Streptophyta; Magnoliopsida; Solanales; Convolvulaceae. The record is from the annotation of a GenBank genome assembly.
CUGCACAUGACUUGAUAGGAAUCAAAACUUGGGCCACCAUCCUUAUUUUCGCACAAAUUGGUGUGCUGUUUGUCUCCUCUCAUUAUAGAAGCUAUACUCGACCAAACAACGUGAAUAAUAUGUACUUGGAUAGCCUUUGAAGUCUAUUAUCUCAAUUGAGUGGUCUUUGUUCGAGGAGAGAAGGCUUAUCUUACAAAAAUCGAGCUGGAACGAGCAGAGGUCUGUGAACUCGAGCUGUGAGAGUGCUGAGACUGUUUGGUCGAUAUCUCGAGUUUUACAAAUCCAAUUAAGGCGUGUGAGAUACCCACAGAAAGCUCUCAAGACGAGGAAUCCGUGAAGGUCUGGUUUGCAGGAAUCGGAGUUGUGGAAGGCUUCCAAAUCGUCCGAGAAAAACGCAACCUCGCAGGAGAGGAUUUAAUCCUCUAAAGAAUCGAGUUAGCCGGAAAACACCCGUUCUAGGGGCUGUUUUCGUAUCAACGAUUAAGGGUUGAACUAGCACUUUGAGGAGGCUGUUUAACACUCAUAUUUGAGCAAGGAAUCAGUUCCAAAUCCACCUUGACCAAAGCUUUGACCAUUGGACCAAGAAGGGAAAGUUUAAAGCUCAAUUGAGGUUGAGGCUAGAGCUUGCUUCCUGUGCUCGUUGCUCGAGAGAUCAUCUAGGAGCGAAGACUUGAAAUGGACCGUGGUGGCAGGAUUACUAGGAGGAACCCGACGGGCCGUGUACCAGUGGAGACUGGACAGGGCAGUCGAAGGACCUCUAGGGCAUCUAGAGGAGCUGACCGUGGAGGCCGAUCACAGACCGUGAGUGACGGUCAUGUUGACACAGAAAGUGAGACCUACUGGUCCUAUGAGGACUCGACUUACCAACCGGAGACAGAGCCGGUUGAGACCCCUUAUGAAGGGGAUGAUGACGAUGUAAGUGAUGAGGAGGGAAAUGGCUCCUUAGCACGGAUCGAAGCACUACUCCAACAAUACCACCGGGAGCGUGAAGAGAGGAGGCAACGCCGAAGACGCCGAGUGGGGCAACCUUCGGGCAUGGCUUCAAGAGGAGGGAGUCAUGGUGCAUCUAGAGUCCAUGUGGAACCACAUGGAGGCCAAAGUGAUGGAGGUCCAACCAUAAGGAUCUCCAAAUUUAUCAAAGAAGCAAGAGAUUUGGGGUGCAAACCCUUUGAUGGAGCAGGGGACAUUUCAGUCGCAGCACAAUGGAUCAAGAGGCUAAAUGAAGCAGCCCUUGACAUGCAAAUCGCGCCGAAUCUCAAACUGAGAAUUGCGGUAAGAUUGCUCGAGGGGAUGGCAUCCAAGUGGUGGGAUGGAACCAAGAACAAGUACGGUGAGACCGUUGUUUGGGAGGACUUCCAACGGGAGUUCUUUGCCCAAUACUAUUCUGAUUUCGAGGUGAAUAAGAAGGUGAGGGAAUACACCCUCCUAACCCAAGGGGGUAACAUGUCAGUGAAGGAGCUGGAGUACAAGUUCCGGGAUCUCGCCGACUACAUACCGGAGUAUGCUUGUGACGAGAACCGCAUGGUGAACCACUUUUGGGACGCUCUUGACUUGGAGAUACGUGAUAGGGCAACGCAAUUGCCUAAUAUGACUUUCGCCCAAGUGGUUGAACAAGCAUUGAAAGGGGAGAAUGACGUGCACUUUGUCGUGAUGUGCACUCAAAAUAAUAAUACAAUACAACAAUUAUACGUAGUAUAAUGGAGUAAGGCAAGAAUAAAGAGUAUGAAAUGGGAGUGUACCAGAAUAGUUCUCCCCCCCAGCUAGUUUAUGGCACUGUCCCUAGUGCCCGCCAGCAUCUCCUCCAUCAAAGAAUCCACCCUGGCCAUAAUAUCUGUCAUGAAAACCACCCGCAUAUGGAUACUCAUCGUCGUUUGUGUCUGAGCCGCCGCCGUAUCCGCCAUCACCGCCUCCCCCACCUGAGGUCGAUCCACCAAAAGUACCCCAUGCUGUGGGGUCAUACCAAGAGGGUGGUGGGGGAGGGGUGGCCAUAGAAGAAAAGGAACCUUGAUGUGCAAUGUAAGAGUAUAUAGGGCCGUAGGUCCUCCUGUGAUCCUCUUCAUACCUCCGACGGUCGUUGUCGUAUUGCUGCCGCUGAUCUUGUAUUUGCUCCUCCAAUCGCUCUAUACUCUGCCUGUGCUCAGUGCGAAACAGUCCAAAUUCCUCCCGAAAUUGGGUGUAGUUGAGGUUUAGGGCACUCAUGCUGUGGAGCAUCUGUUGCUCAAAUGAACUAUAUUGAGGGUGUUGGGGGUCAGCUUGUGGUUGACCUUGUGGUGGGCUGGGGAUGGGUGGGGGAUCAAGUUGAGGGAUUUCAUCAAGAUAGUGGUCAGGGGUGGUUCCGGGCAAGCAAAGGUGUCUCCUAUCCCCGAUGUGAUGGUUAAAAAUGUUGGGGAGUGCGUCGGAGGGGAUUGUAAAAACUUGUGUGGGUGAGGGGUGUAUGGUCCAAUGGUAAAAUGUCGUGGUCCCAAAAGUGUGGGAGUGACUCAAAUCAUGUGCAGUGAGUAGAAAGUCAAGAUUAAGGAAAUUCCAUGCUUCUACUUCUCUAUUCGCAUGAUAGCCAAAUUUAGUACAAAUAUGGUGUAUGUACCCUCCUAUGUAAAUUUCAUUCAUAGCUUCACAUUGUGUUCUGAGAUGUUCCCAUAAACAUGAGGCAACAUCUAAUCUAGGAGCUUCUGGAAAGAUACCCAUAGCAAGAACGGCCAAUUCACUAAUUCUUGUUUGAUGAUUAUUUGGCUUCCCAAAGACAUUAUACCCAAACCAUUUUAGUGCAAUUCGAAGGGCAGGGUGUUGAACAUGUGUAACAUGCAUAUGUGAUGAUUUAAAGACCCUAACCCCUGUCAUUCUUCG